AUGCAUCUUCGAGCAGUGGCCCUCUUGCUUGUCUCCAUAUGGCAAUGCUAUGCUGUCCUGCCUGACAUCGGAGCCCCGGGCUACACUUGUGAUGCUGAGUUGAUGAAACCAAGUAAGAAAAUCCCAACCAAUGUGAACUCAGUCCGGCCCGCCGACAUCAAGGUUGUGAUGGCCCUCGGAGACUCGCUUACAGCAGCGAAUGGUGCUGGAGCAGAAGACCCAGUAGCAGUAUUUCUACAGUACAGAGGGCUUGCCUUCCAAGCCGGUGGAGAUGCUUCGCUCGAUACCCACAUUACGAUCCCCAACAUCCUCAAGAAGUACAACUCGAAGCUUUUUGGCUACUCUGUGGGUAUCGGAUCUCCUAACGUGUGGGAAAUUUCAUAUCUGAAUGUCGCUAUGCCUGGUGCCAUUGCUGCUGACCUUCCAGGACAAGCCAGAACGCUUGUGUCUUUGUUGCAUAGCCAUCCUGAGUCUGUGGAUUAUGAGAAAGACUGGAAGUUGCUCAAUAUUUUCAUCGGUGGCAAUGACAUGUGCUCAUUCUGCAAAGAUGGGAAGCUUGCCCCCACUGAGUGCGUGCAACACAUCUAUGAGGCCAUUGAAAUCAUCUACGGCAAUGUCCCAAGGGUGAUCGUGUCCGUCACUGCAAUGUUACAAUUGGAGAUUUUGAGACAGUCUGACAAAGGACGACUGUUCUGUCAAGAGCUUCAUACACAAGAAUGCCCUUGCGAAAGCGAUUCGAAGGACUUCAACAAUACCUAUUUGGCUAAUACAUGUAUCGACUAUGCAAAUCAAGAAAUGGAUCUAGCCGCUUCUGGAAGAUUCGACAAGCACGACUUCGCGGUCGUUACGCAACCAUUCUUCAGAGAUAUUGCCGAACCUCCAAUGAAGGAUGGCCUCGUCAACAAGGAAUUCUUUGCACCUGACUGCUUCCAUUUCUCGCAAUGGGGUCAUGCUUUGGUGUCGACCUGGCUUUGGAAAAAUAUUCUUGAGCCAGUCGGCGCAAAAACUACACAAGGGUCAGCCAGUGUGCCAAGCCUACCUCUAGCUUGCCCAGAUCCAAAAUGUCCAUUCAUUCGCACAAAUGCAAACAGCAAGGACUGCAGCAAAUACAUUACUCCUGUAGCAGACACAGUAUAUGAAACAAAUUCGAUAGAAUAA
Molecule: messenger RNA, 1158 nt
Organism: Cylicocyclus nassatus
Lineage: Eukaryota; Metazoa; Nematoda; Chromadorea; Rhabditida; Strongylidae
Source: the annotation of a GenBank genome assembly